GGCGCGUAGCAGUUGGGUCACGUGCCAAGCGCGCGCGCGGUAUUUGAUUUUGAAUCCGCUCUUUCCACGAAGUUACGAAGAAAGGGUUAAAUAACAAACAGCGCAACGACAAAUGACGGUCCCCGUAUUACGGAUGUUGCUGCCGACUUUAUUUCGCGGAACAUUUAUCGUUGUCGCUGUGGCGCUGCGCGUCCCGCCCGCUCGCACGGCUGGCUGGCUGUUCCGCGAGUUGUUGCACCAGCGCAUCCGCCCCAUAAUACGAACAGCCGCUAUGCUUUCCAACGGCGACAACCGAGCAUCGAAGCAUAAUAUUCAAGACACGCCGCCCUCAGAACGGACCGAAGACACAUUCGAAGUGAUCCCGGUCGACUAUCAGAGCAUCAGUGUGAAGCGACGACGCAUCGACGGAUACGACAGCCAGGAUCGGAUGACAGCAGCCGCCAGAACGUUUCUGACUGUCCGUCACAACUCGUACGUAUUUCACACGGAAGAGUGGAAGCCGCGUGGCUGCAGCAUGUACCUUCCCCUGACGCAAGAUGUCAUGCUCAACAUGCGACACAUUGAGCAAGUCAGCUUCGAGAACGACCAAUUCUUUCUGGCAGACGGCAAGGGGAACUACGCGGGAGCCAAGACAGGCAAUGCCAUUCAUCUGUGGAGGUUGGACCCAAAUACACGUAAACUCUACGUGUCACGCUCUUUGCUCUUCCUCAGAGAACAGGACUACCGGGAGGUUCAACUGCAGCUGGCAUCCCUCUGAAGUCUUUUGGACUUGUUCUGUCUGUACAGUUGUGUUCUACUUAAUGAAAAUGUGCUUUUCUUUAAAUACUACAAAA
Messenger RNA from Ornithodoros turicata, 833 nucleotides. RefSeq lists its product as uncharacterized. The record is from RefSeq and is a predicted model, not a curated record. NCBI's taxonomy places the organism in Eukaryota, Metazoa, Arthropoda, Arachnida, Ixodida, Argasidae. The transcript is spliced from 5 exons. Bases 113 to 757 code for a protein of 214 amino acids.